Molecule: messenger RNA, 1236 nt
Organism: Protopolystoma xenopodis
Lineage: Eukaryota; Metazoa; Platyhelminthes; Monogenea; Polystomatidea; Polystomatidae
Source: the annotation of a GenBank genome assembly
CCAAUACCUCACAAUCUAGCCAUAGCCACUUCGGAUGCCGAUGUAGCCGACUUGAUAGAGACUGCCACCAUAGAGCACGACUCUUCACAUCCUAUUCGCUCCUUCGAUUUGCUGCUUCAAGGAGAUGAGUCUACUCCUAACUCAUUACCUCCGGCUCUUCUUAAGUCUGUCGUCAAUCGUCAUGCCCUCUUUAAACUUCAAAAAAGGCCCGGCGCUGCCUCUAAAGGCAAACAUUACUCUCAUUCAUCUCAAUCUUUUAAAGGGGAUAAUGGUGACGUGCCAGCUAAGCUUAAAGAAGAGGACGAAAGGGACGAUAGGAAGGAAUUAGAUCAUAAAUUGAUACUUACCAAAAAGCAGAAAGUAAAGACAGAGAAAAAGGAGAAAAGCAAAACUAAACGGAAAGAAAAGAAAGAUAUAAGGAAAAAGAAACUACACGAUAAUUCGUUGACAACCGAAAAACGAGAUAAAAUGGCGGAAACCGAAGUAGACCUUAUUACGAACGAACUCGCUUGCAGAAAGCUGAUUACAAAGGAGGCAGAUCUUGGCGGUCCCGAUCAUUUGUUGGCGGAUCUCUUAAACAGUUAUGUCCAGGCUACUUUCAAGCUGGUCAGCAGCUUUCAUCCUAUUGACCCCUCAGAUCUUGCCCCAGACUUCUCAUCAACAUCCCAAAAGACACUGAUAGAUCUCGAGACCCGAUUGCUUAAGCAAUGUUCACUGACUCCUAUUUCUGUGAAGCCAUCUCAGUUCACUCAAACAUCAGUCACACAAGACGAGCCCUUAAAUCAUCCCUUCCCUCCUGUUUCUUCUCCUUCCUCUUUUUCCUCUUCUUCCUCUUCUUCCUCUUCUUCCUCUUCUUCAUCUUCUUCAUCUUCAUCAUCUUCAUCAUCUUCAUCGUCUUCAUCGUCUUCAUUCUCUACAUCGUCGCCUUUGUCUCCUAGUUUACCCAACUUUUUACCCCGGAAGUCCAGAUCCUCGAAACACUCACGCGUCAAUUUUUACGAGUCUAAUGUAGAUCACCCAACCAACCAGUCCGACGUUCAGUCUCAUAUUCGACCUUCUGUAACGUCCUCAUGGCAACGGGCUAUCUGGUUCGAAUAUUGUCGGAUGAACGAACUGGCCGAAGACUUCAGAAAAGCCUAUUUACGCGCAAAUAAAGAGUACUUGGAAGAGUGUGAUCGUUUGAAUCAGCUGAUUCUUGCCAGUAAAACAGUUGCCGUAACAACGGCAAUUAGUUAG